Oppiella nova is the source of this 259-nucleotide messenger RNA. The record is from the annotation of a GenBank genome assembly. Lineage: Eukaryota; Metazoa; Arthropoda; Arachnida; Sarcoptiformes; Oppiidae.
AUGUUCUCCGCAGGACGUUCUCAAUAUGCAACUGAAUUAAAUGAUCCUGGUGAUGCAAAUGUGUGCAUAGCCACUAUGUUUGAGGAUACAGUCUGUAGCCCUGAGGACGGCCAGGCAUUUGAAAAAGUUUGCGGCAAAAUAGAGGUGACAGAGGGUAGCACUACAUAUAGUUUGCCCGACUGUACUAAACAUGGAUAUGGUGUCGAUAUGAGCAGGGAUAUAUGCAAAUUUUAAAAAUUAAAAAAUAAUUAAAGGCCAU